Fusarium coffeatum is the source of this 1530-nucleotide messenger RNA. RefSeq lists its product as uncharacterized. The record is from RefSeq and is a predicted model, not a curated record. The coding region runs from base 1 to 1530 and encodes 509 amino acids. The transcript is spliced from 2 exons. NCBI's taxonomy places the organism in Eukaryota, Fungi, Ascomycota, Sordariomycetes, Hypocreales, Nectriaceae.
AUGGCUCUCUAUUCAGAUCCUCCAACCCUCCGCGAAUUCAAGUAUGACAAGCCCACUCUGCUCGUCUGUUGGUGGGCGACAUCAUUUUGUACACUUAUUAUCCUCCUGCGGCUUGCUGGUCGCUUCAUCCGUACUGAACGGCUAUUUACCGAAGAUCGUGUCGCCGCUCUCGCUUUGAUCCCUCUGUAUGCUCGCAUGGCAUGCGUUCAUUACAUACUUAUUUACGGGACUAACAAUGCGCAAUUUGAUGGCGUUGAGCUUACUGAUCAACAACUACGUCAGAAGGCUAUUGGCAGUGGCCUUGUGCUAGCCAGUCGGAUCUUUUAUGCUGCAACCUUAUGGAUACUCAAAUUCGCAGUGCUUGAGUUCCUCCACCGAUUAACACGAGCCACGUGGGAACGAACCUGGCAGACAUCUUUAUAUGUCAUUCGCAUCAUUCUUGCAGCUACCUUUGUCGCUAUAGUCAUCAGUGACUUUGUCGAAUGCCGACCUUUCAGCCACUAUUGGCAAGUUCUACCCGAUCCCGGCGGUCAGUGCCGUCAAGGUUAUGUACAGCUUCUUACCAUGGCGGUCUGCAACGUCAUUACCGACCUUUUGCUUGUCAUCUUCCCUAUUCCCAUCAUUGUGACAAGUGGAAUGACGAUCAAGAGAAAGAUACAGCUCGUACUUCUCUUCUCCUUGAGUUUGUCCGUCGUGGGGGUGACUCUCUACCGGGUACCACACAUCAUAGACGAGCAUGGUCGUCAGCAGUAUCGGUCUCUUUUAGCCUCGGUUGAGCUUUUAUUCGCCACUGCAGCAGCCAAUUCCCUAGUACUGGGAUCUUUCAUGCGGGACCGAGGUAUUAAGAAGCAAAAGUUCCGUCGUUCGUCCGUCGCCGAAUCACUCGACCCGUCGCUCAAUCUUCGCCGUCCAACUCUGCAUCGACACUGGGGGAGCGACGAGGAUCUUGUGCGGGAUGUUGGUAUGACGGUCGAUCCGGAGCUGCAAGAUCAACCAGAUAACUCCAGCGAGAAUGGUACCCUACAAUACACCCCUGCCCCUCUUGUUCGGAAGCUGGAUCAGGAUCUCGAGCGCUGGCAAUUUCCACAAAGACAGCGCAGUAACGCGGAACACAGCGACGAUUCUCUCAUACAGCACGAUCCACUCUCUCAAUCAAAGAGCGAAAGCAGCCCGGCCCCAAGAAGAGUGUCUUUCUUUGACGUAGGUGGCCUACUUGAUGUUCCACCGGAAAGUUCUGGAAGUUUGCGAGCAAACAGCCGCGAUUCAUCCAAGGAGGACUCGGCACAGUCCUAUACACCGCCUGUGCCUUCUUUACCAGCUAGUUCGGGUGGGUUCCGUCGAGGUUCGACUGCGUUACUUCAGGACCUUGGUGGUCUUUUUGGGCCUACGAGCACAAGGCAAAGUCGAUCCAAGUCCAAGUAUGGGGGAACUGAACUCCAACCGAUACCACAGUCCCGCGAAGAGUCGCGUCAAGGCAGCAAUGUGCAUUCUGGGACCGAACUGAGGGAUCCUGGUGGGCUCUUGACAUGA